This is a messenger RNA of Botrytis deweyae, 696 nucleotides long. RefSeq lists its product as uncharacterized. NCBI's taxonomy places the organism in Eukaryota, Fungi, Ascomycota, Leotiomycetes, Helotiales, Sclerotiniaceae. The transcript is spliced from 2 exons. Bases 1 to 696 code for a protein of 231 amino acids. The record is from RefSeq and is a predicted model, not a curated record.
AUGACAAUUCUCUAUUCAAAUUCACAGCUUGUGUUCACGGCGUCAACCUUCAUUCUUUUGCUUCUCUCUAUUCUUGCAGUUACCCUCCAUACUUCGGUCUUGAUCUCUAAUUCCUGGGGCUCAUUAGCUGUAACUGAAACCAUCCAUUUCGACUACAAAGAUUUCAGCAUCUAUGUUCUUCCAGAGCACCUCGACGCAUCCAGUUCCAAGUUGGCGCUAGUAUCUAGCAUUAUCUCUCUCGUUACAUCUACAGAUUGUCUGGCUUUUACCACGGGAUACUGGACCAAGAAUAAACGAACUUACCAAUUCUCUCCUGUUUCAAUCCUUAGAUUGGCUCUGCUGUUCAAUACGCUAUUAUCCUUCAUCGUAGUAACAUAUCUCCACACCUCAUACAUCCGAUCCGCAACAUACAAUCCGGAACGCAGUCAUCGUGGACACUAUCAUGAAGGAAGAUUCGAUUUCGAAGCUUGGACGUGUCAGGUUGUGAGGUAUUCGGAUGUGUAUUCGGAUGGGAUGUGUAGGGAUGCGAGAGCGGGGCGGGUGGUGCAGAUUCUGAUUUUUGUGGUUGCGGUUGUGGUGAUGUGGGUUGGACGGUGGGAAUUGAGAGAGGAGAGGAGGGGAGCGGAGGACUGGAGGGGAGAGCGGCUUUGGUUGAAUGAGAGCGUGGGAGAGAAGAGUGGUGCGGUGGUGGAUUGA